CUCUGUCUGCCUGAAUUAUUGCUCACUGCUCAGCCGACAUGGAAUUAUCUCUGAUCCCAGGUGCCAGCAUUUAAUGAUUUGGGUGAGCGAAUUACCGCUCUUCCGUAUAUACUCAAGAAAUCCAGACGUCGAGAAUCCGAUCAAGGCUGUAGGGUGCAAGGAGGGAGAAGUCCCCUCUUGAAUGACAGAAUCGUCGUCUGAUGGUCUAUAAUCUCCAUGCGCACCGACUGUCUUAUUCGGAGACUAUACCAUCGAGCCAUAGCAGAGCCCACCAGACUAAGAUCUCCAACUUCGACAAGACCAUCAAGCUUUGCUAUCACCAUGGCUUCCAUUGCCACCCAGCCAACAACCCCAUCCAAGCAAACGCAUUCAGGGCAUCAACCAGUCCAAGCAGCAUCGGGGAGGAUGCCCUCGAAUGACAAACCGGCAAAAUCUCAAAGCAACAAGCGUCCCACGCACUUUGUCUGCUUCCCGCUAGUGAGCGACGAGUCAGUAUCACAGCUCUCUCAGUCCCUGGCGUACUUCAGAUCAGUCACCACGCCGUUGCCUUCUGCAGAUCGGGAUGCGACUCCCGAGAGAGACGUCGAGCAAUCUCGUAGCCAAAAACGGGGGCAGGAUGCGGAUCAAGCAGUGAGAAUCAUCCCAGAUCCGGCGCAUCGUCCGCCUGGGACGUUCCACCUGACACUCGGGGUCAUGCACCUUGCCACCGCGAAAGACUUGGAAAACGCGGCGGCGUUGCUGCAGAAGAUUGACUACCUGGAAUUGCUUAGGCGAGCGGAGUCCGGGGAAGGGGACGAUGCGCAGAAGGCUGUGCGAGGGAGAAGGAAUAAGGGAGGGCCGAGAGGUGCAGCAAGCGGAGACGUCGACGAACAAACCCCGGAUAAGGAGACGCGAUCUAAAGGGCAAGAGGAGGUCGGAGGUCUCCCAGCUGGAGAAGUCCAACCGUCCCAAAGCAAUGUGGCCCAACAUGAUGCCAGAAGUCUGCCGCCCGUUGACGAAGAUCAGGCUGGUUCCCAGGACCUACGGCAGCCCACAAGCCCACAGCCAAUGCCAGAUCCCCCGAACCACCACGCAGAAGAAAAGGGAAAGCCGCGAGAGACAGCGAAAGACGUUGGAGCGAUGCUGUCUUCCCCCCUACAAACACUCCAAUCCCUGACCCGAGAAGUCUCGCCACCGCGGGUCCCUGCACCGUCGACGUUGCCUGAAGACGACUCUGGAGAUCCCGAACUCCCACAACCGCUAACCAUAUCCCUCUCCGCCCUGGGCACGUUUCCCUCCGCCCGCUCGGCCCGCGUCUUUUUCGCGCAUCCCCACGACCCGAGCUCUCGCCUGCACAGAUUCGGCAACCUGGUGCGCGAUGUCUUCCGGGAAGCCGGGCUCAUCACGGAGACGAGACCCUUGGUUCUGCACGCCACAGUCGCGAAUAUGAUCUACGUGAAGAGCAGCGGAGGGAAAGGCCGAGGGAGGGGAGGGAAAUGGAAAGGAAAGGCCAAAGGUGGCGACGACGGGAAUGUGGACGCAAGGGAGAUUCUGAGGCGGUUUAACCAUGGCCCAGACGCGGGCACGAGCCAAGCCGGAGCAUCAUCCUCGUCACCAUCAAAUGCUCAUACUGAUACUCACGAAUCGACCCGUAACGGGAGGAAGGAGAAUGAACCACCACCAGCAGCAGCAGCAACUCCGAAGCCUACGAGCACUGCCGAAAACAAUCCUCAUGGGAGCGAUGUGCUGGAAACCGAAACCGAACAGAACCCGCAAGCCCCUUUUAUAUGGGCCAGGGACAUCACGAUCCGUAGCGUCCGCAUCUGCAAGAUGGGCGCCGAGCCCUCGGCCACCCCGGGCUGGGGGCUCGAGUAUCGCCCCGUCGCGGAGAAAAUGUUUAUGCCCUGAGGACUCGGGCCUCUGGGGGGAGAAGGCAAGGGUGGGACGGGAUAUCUGGACAUGUACAAUAACGACAACGAGAAUCCGCAGCUAGGAACCAUCUUGUGGAGAGGUGCGAUGAUAUUUAAGCAUGA
Messenger RNA from Cladophialophora immunda, 2012 nucleotides. RefSeq lists its product as uncharacterized. The record is from RefSeq and is a predicted model, not a curated record. Gene Ontology annotation, biological process: DNA alkylation repair; regulation of DNA-templated transcription. The coding region runs from base 217 to 1887 and encodes 556 amino acids. Lineage: Eukaryota; Fungi; Ascomycota; Eurotiomycetes; Chaetothyriales; Herpotrichiellaceae. The transcript has a single exon. Gene Ontology annotation, cellular component: nucleus.